Phyllotreta striolata is the source of this 1930-nucleotide messenger RNA. Lineage: Eukaryota; Metazoa; Arthropoda; Insecta; Coleoptera; Chrysomelidae. The record is from the annotation of a GenBank genome assembly.
CAACCAUAGAACGUAUAGUAUAAGUAUAUACUAAUUGCACGCCUUUUAGUUAAAAAUUAUUAACAAUUAUUGUUAUUUCUACGUGUAGUAUAAUGUAAUUUUCUCUAAAUGCGACUAACCUGUUUGAUAUAUAAACGCUGGAAUUUUACAUGUUUAAACGAGAACCAUUCGCGGUUCUAAACGAAAUGAACGAACUUAGUGAGUGUAUAAUAUUGCAUAAAAAUUAAAUGAUGCCGACAACGAAUAAAAUAAUAGUUCAAACAGUCGAAGGUCAACUGCAAGGAUGCAUAAAGGAAAAUUUAGAUGGCGAGAAAUUCUUCUGUUUCCUGGGAGUUCCUUAUGCCCAACCACCUGUAGGAAAUCUUCGAUUUAAAGACCCCCGACCUCUUCAAAAGUGGUCGGGUAUCAAAGAUGCCACUAAAGAAGGUGAACCAUUUAUCCAAAAGGACACAUUAAUUACUAUGACAAAUCUUGUUUUUGGCGGUGAAGAUGGUCUUCACCUAAAUUUAUUUACCAAAAAGCUCAAUUCCCAAGAGUCCAAAUUGAAUCCUGUUAUGGUAUGGAUUCACGGUGGAGGUUUUAGAGAGGGAAGAAACAACACAGACGUUCAUGGACCAGAAUUCCUUAUGUUAGAAGAUAUUGUACUAGUUUGCAUUAAUUACCGAUUAGGAAUUUUAGGUUCACUAAAAUUAGAUGACCCAUCCCUAGAAGUUCCUGGAAACGCUGGGUUAAAGGACCAAAUCGAAGCUUUGAAAUGGAUCCAAAGGAAUAUCAGGAACUUCGGAGGUGAUCCAAAAAAUGUUACAAUUUUUGGAGAAAGUGCUGGGGCUGCAUCUGUGCACUUUUUGGUUCUAUCGCCGCUUGCUAAAGGUCUUUUUCAUCGAGCAAUCCUCCAAAGCGGUUCCGCCAUUAAUAAUUGGGCAGUCGGUCCCAAGUUCCUUCCCAAAAUAUUAGCAGCAGCAAACAAGAAAAAUGUAAGCGAAAAAGAAGCUCUUGAUUACUUGAGGAGUUUAAGCUUAAGGGAAUUGUUGCAUAUGCAAGUCAAUAAUACCGAUGCGUUUGGUGGAUCAUAUUCGCCUAUGAUUGAAAAAGAAAGCCCCACUGCUUGUAUUACGAAGGAACCAAUCGAAUACAUAACAUCCGGAGAGUACAAUAAAGUUCCGAUGAUGAUGGGAUAUUGUUCGUUUGAAAUGCUUUUUAUCAAAGCUCUGUUUCCUGAAGAAUUGAAAUAUUACAAUCACGAAAUGAUAUUUUCCAAAUCGUUGAAAAUAGAUGAAACCGAUAAUUUGGUCCAAAAUUAUCUGCCUAAAUUAAAGGAGCACUAUGAAGAAAAUGAAAGGGGUUCAUUAGAGCUAGCAUCAGACGCCUUCUUUUCUAUGGGGGUGAUAGGAGCUGCGAUUAAUCAUGCCAAAACAUCCAACCAACCCGUAUACUUAUACCAAUUUUCCCUCGACACAGAACGAAAUUACGUAAAAGUUAAAAAAAAUAUUAAGGAUCGAGGUAAAAUUUGCCAAAGAAAAUACCACUUAUGGCUCAACAAAUUUGCUAUUUUAGGCUGCAGUCACUUAGAUGAUACCGGUUACCUGUUCAAAACAACGCUUCCGCUGCCGAGAAAAGGAUCAGAGGCAGAUAAAUACGUCAGGCGAAUCGUGAAAUUGUGGACUAGUUUCGCGAAAUACGGGAAGCCUACUUUAGAAACGGACUAUGGAACUGUUGAUUGGAAACCUGUGGAAAGAGAUGUUACUUACUAUGUUGAUAUCGAUAAAAAAUCAGAACUAAAAAUUAAUCCCAAACGUGAAAAAGUCGAAUUUUGGAAGCGAGUUUACCGAGAGAAUUCCUCCACAGCCAAUUAUUUAUAGUUAAAAGUAUACCAAAAUAUAAUGUUAACAGUUUUAUGUGACAAAGUGUGGUGUAAAAUAAAAUAAAUAUU